This is a messenger RNA of Dalotia coriaria, 1498 nucleotides long. RefSeq names its product peroxin 3 (gene Pex3). Lineage: Eukaryota; Metazoa; Arthropoda; Insecta; Coleoptera; Staphylinidae. The transcript is spliced from 4 exons. The record is from RefSeq and is a predicted model, not a curated record. Gene Ontology annotation, molecular function: protein-macromolecule adaptor activity. Gene Ontology annotation, cellular component: peroxisomal membrane. Gene Ontology annotation, biological process: protein import into peroxisome membrane. The coding region runs from base 270 to 1325 and encodes 351 amino acids.
CCUGUUCCAUACCUUGGAUUUUGACGUCCAAUAUGCGAUGAUUACAAUUCAUAGUCCAAAUUAUCAGUAUUCGAAAACGGGCCGCAUCCAAUUCAUUGUGCUCACUGAUAAUAUGUAAAACACAAAAUCGGGGAUCAGUUUAUCAAUUACGACACGACCACUACGUAAUCGUCCAAAACUCGCGCCGUCUCCAAAAAACACAAGCAAACAUCGGCAGGUUAUGAACAUCCAUCGAUAAAACAUUGGUACGAUCACAGAAGGAUAACAAGAUGAGUGUAUUUUCAAAACUACGCGACUUCUUCGGCCGGCAUCGCGGCAAAUUUAUCGUCGGUGGUGUCUUGGUAGGCGGCUCAAUCCUUCUCACCCGUUAUGCCCAACAACGCCUGAAAGACUGGCAAGAACGAGAAACGCGCGAUUUCCUGGAACGCACUAGAAAACAACAGCAUUUUGAGAGUACCGAACGAACAUGCAAUCAAACAAUCCUCAGCUUAUCAGGCACCCUUUUCAAAACGCUAAACAGCGCGAUGGACACACAGAUAAUCAUUAAUGAAUUGAAGAGUAAUCCAGAGAAUGCCAAUAAAUUGGAACUGUGGAACAGACUCAGGUUGUUGGUGUUGUCAAGGAUUACCUGCUUAAUUUACAUGUCUGUGAUGCUUGUUGUGACUCUCAGGGUGCAACUAAAUAUAGUAGGUGGAUAUUUGUUCAAAGAUGCAAAUGCAGUCAGCACACAUGUGCAGGAAACUUACUUAUCAUUGUGUAACAAUUUGUUGGAUUCUGGAUUGCAAACUAUUGCUGAUUUAGUGGAAGGACAGUUUGAUAAACUAUUGGAAAAUAUACAACUCAGCAAAAAGAUGAGGCUUCGAGAUUUUGAUAAUCUUUUCUGGUCAAUACAAACACUGGUUACAACAUGUAAUGGCAAUCCUGUAGAGAAGUUUAAGGACUAUAUCAUCACCAACAACAUUCCAAAUGAUGACUUAAUUUUAAACAAUAUGAUUCGUGAUACAGCAGAUUUGCUGGAGAGCGACGAAGUAAAAUCUCUCACAUCGCACUGCUUAAGUCGAGGAUUCACGCUGGUCAGCGAUGAACUCUCGCAUUUUUACUUGAGCAAUACCGAUAAGUCCAAGGAGGUGCCAGAAGGCACGCAGUUGAACGGAUUUGUUCAUCCUGGUGAAGUAAAAAUUCCCUUCGCGAAGGUGUUGCCUAUUAUGAACGCCAUGACAGCCAACGGUUCUCUACCGGACACUCUCAUCACGCAGCUAAUUAUGAACGAACGGUUAAAGACACUCGGUGCCAAUGUGUACGAAUGCUUCAGUGAAACUGCCUGAACUUCAUGAAUCAAAGACCAAAUGACUUGAAAUGAGCAAGACUAAAGAUUAUUUUAUAAGGCAAUGCGGCACUUUUUAUGUUUUCUUUGUGGGCGGUGGUCGGCGAGGGAUAUUUAGGGCUUUAAGACACUGUCUAAAGGUGGACAGUGGAAAGUAAUAAAUUUUUUAUAUCA